Messenger RNA from Molossus molossus (Pallas's mastiff bat), 2273 nucleotides. RefSeq names its product solute carrier organic anion transporter family member 1C1 (gene SLCO1C1). Gene Ontology annotation, cellular component: membrane. Gene Ontology annotation, biological process: sodium-independent organic anion transport; transmembrane transport; bile acid and bile salt transport. The record is from RefSeq and is a predicted model, not a curated record. The transcript has 14 exons. Lineage: Eukaryota; Metazoa; Chordata; Mammalia; Chiroptera; Molossidae. The coding region runs from base 16 to 2151 and encodes 711 amino acids. Gene Ontology annotation, molecular function: protein binding; bile acid transmembrane transporter activity.
AGGAGCAUUUUCAUAAUGGACAGUUCAUCCAAAGAAAAUAUCCAGUUAUUCUGCAAAAAUUCAGUGCAACCUGUUGAGAGGCCUUCCUUUAAAACAGAAUAUUCCUCCUCAGAGGAAAAGCAGCCAUGCUGUGGUGAACUAAAGCUGUUCUUGGGUGCCUUGUCUUUUGUUUACUUUGCAAAAGCACUGGCAGAAGGCUAUCUAAAGAGCACCAUCACUCAAAUAGAGAGAAGAUUUGAAAUCCCUUCAUCACUGGUGGGAGUUAUUGAUGGAAGUUUUGAAAUUGGGAACCUCUUAGUUAUAACAUUUGUUAGCUACUUUGGAGCCAGACUUCACAGGCCAAAAAUAAUCGGAGCAGGGUGCCUGGUCAUGGGGGUCGGAACGCUGCUUGUUGCACUGCCGCAGUUCUUCAUGGGACAGUACAGAUAUGAAAGGUAUCCUUCUUCCUCCAAUUCCACUCUUCGCACCUCUCCGUGUAUCCUGGAGUCAAACAGCCAGUUACCAACCUCAGUUAUGGAAAAAUCACAAUCUGCAAUAAAUAAUGAGUGCAAAGUGGACACCAGCUCUUCCAUGUGGGUUUAUGUUUUCCUGGGGAACCUUCUUCGUGGAAUUGGAGAAACUCCCAUUCAACCCCUGGGCAUCGCCUACCUUGAUGAUUUUGCCAGUGAAGACAAUGCGGCUUUCUAUAUUGGCUGUGUGCAGACAGUCGCAAUUAUAGGACCGAUCUUUGGCUUCCUGUUAGGAUCAUUAUGUGCCAAACUGUAUGUUGACAUUGGGUUUGUAAACCUAGAUCACAUCACUAUAACCCCAAAGGACCCCCAGUGGGUAGGUGCCUGGUGGCUCGGUUACCUAAUCGCAGGAGUCAUAAGCCUUCUUGCAGCUGUGCCUUUUUGGUGUUUACCUAAGAGUCUCCUGAAACCCCAAAGUAAAGAGGAUUCCAAUUCCUCCACUGAGAAAUCCAAGUUUAUUAUGGAUGAUCACACAGAAUACCAAACACCGCACAGAGAAAAAGCAAAAAUGAUGGACAUGGCACGAGAUUUUCUUCCAUCACUGAGGAGUCUUUUUGGAAAUCCAGUGUACUUCUUAUAUUUGUGUGCAAGCACCGUUCAGUUCAAUUCUUUAUUUGGCAUGGUGACAUAUAAACCAAAGUACAUCGAGCAACAGUAUGGGCAGUCAUCCUCCAAGGCCAACUUUGUCAUUGGACUCAUCAACAUACCAGCAGUAGCCCUUGGAAUAUUCUCUGGAGGGAUAGUAAUGAAAAAAUUCAAAAUCAGUGUAUGCGGAGCUGCAAAAAUCUACUUGGGAUCAUCUGUCGUUGGGUACCUUCUAUUCCUUUCUCUGUUUGCAUUGGGCUGUGAAAAUUCUGAUGUGGCAGGACUAACUGUCUCCUACCAAGGAACCAAGCCUGUCUCUUCUCAUGAACGAGCUCUCUUUUCAGAUUGCAACUCAAGAUGCAAAUGUUCAGAGACAGAAUGGGAGCCCAUGUGUGGUGAAAAUGGAAUCACAUACACAUCAGCUUGUCUUGCUGGUUGUCAAAGCUCCACCCGGAGUGGGAAAACUAUUAUAUUUCAUAACUGCACCUGUGUGGGAAUUGCUACCUUGAUGUCAGGAAAUUCCUCAGGCAUGGUGGGCAGAUGCCAAAAAGAUAAUGAAUGUCCCAAAAUGUUUCUGUAUUUCCUUGUAAUAUCAGUCAUCACAUCCUAUACUUUAUCUCUAGGUGGCAUACCUGGAUACAUAUUGCUUCUGAGGUGCAUUAAGCCACAACUUAAGUCAUUUGCCCUGGGUAUCUACACCUUAGCAAUAAGAGUUUUUGCAGGCAUCCCAGCUCCCGUUUAUUUUGGAGUUUUGAUUGAUACGUCAUGCCUCAAAUGGGGAUUUAAAAGAUGUGGAAGUAGAGGAUCCUGCAGAUUAUAUGAUUCAAAUGCGUUUAGGCACAUAUAUCUGGGACUAACUACGCUGCUGGGAAUAAUGUCCAUUUUCCUAAGUAUUGUAGUACUUUUCACUUUAAAGAAAAAUUAUGUAUCAAAACAUAGAAUCUUCAGAACCAAGAGAGAAAGAACAAUGGUGACUUCAAGAAUCAGGAAGGAAAAUUAUACAAGUGAUCAUUUACUACAAUCCAACUGCUGGCCAGGCAAGGAAACACAGCUAUAGACAAAUGUCUUGAGUCAUCUUUUCUAUUUUCUGGAAAUUCUGCAAACAAAUUUUAAUUGAUGUGUACAUUCUUCAUUCUUACUAAAAAUAUCUACUUUGUUUUUUAUCCUAGGUAUUAGAUA